AGGAUCUUCCAUCGUAAAACCAAAAUAAGGUGUAGAAGAAAAAUCAGAAUUUCCCAAAUAAAUAAAUAUUAUUUUACGAUCUGUUUGAAUCAAGGAAUUAAUCUUAAUUAAUUAAGAUGAUUCCUACAAUUAGUUCAACCUUGAGGAUGAAUUUUGUGAGAAUGUCGUCACAGAUGAGGACUCCUAUGACCAAUAAUCUCUGCCUUCGACUUCUGUCCGGAAGUUCAUUUGUGCGGCAGAAAGAUACAUCGAAUACACCGGCUACAGCACCAACGGAACCGGCACAGGGGGCACCUGGUGAUGCAAAGAAGGGUCAGGUGUCAAUGAAUCAAGCCUACAAGCCAAAUGAUUUCGAGAAACGCAUUCUUGUGUGGACAAAGAAGUACAAGAGUAAGGAAGAUGUUCCCAACUAUGUGAGUCGGGAAGAAAUGGAAAAGAGCCGUAGCAAGGCAAGGAUUCGUAUAUCAAACUACAUGAUUGUGGCCACACUCAUUGGAUGCAUCAUUAUGGGUAAAUUUCUCCCACUCGUUUAUAGUGGAAAACAGGCAGCUGAACGAGGUGAUACAGUGUCGAAAAUAAAUAGAGAUUGGCAUGCAGAUCUCAAGGAACAAAAGAAGGUAGAAGAUCAAGCUGCCCUAGCUAAAUCCUACAAUACCAAAUAGGAAGCCCAGUCAGUACAGAAGAAGAAGAAGGAAGUCCUUUGCUGGAGGAUCUUCAGAAACAAUGCAUCCGUUGAGAUAGCAAAAUUAUUAAAUGUAAAUAUUCUAUAUUACUCCUUGUGUACAGUGUUGCUGUAAAGCUCAAAGAUGAAAAGAAUUAAAAUAAAGAAAUUUAAUUUGCAAA
This is a messenger RNA of Lutzomyia longipalpis, 843 nucleotides long. Its product is annotated as UPF0389 protein CG9231. Bases 117 to 662 code for a protein of 181 amino acids. The transcript is spliced from 4 exons. Lineage: Eukaryota; Metazoa; Arthropoda; Insecta; Diptera; Psychodidae. The record is from RefSeq and is a predicted model, not a curated record.